AUGUCUGUUUUUACAUUACAGACGAUGUGUGACUUUGACAGUAAUUUCAGUAAAUCGGCCCUUGCGGCACACGAUUUCAUCGAGAGCCAUUUUCAUCCGUUUGAUGGAAUCGACACUAUAGCGGUUCACGGUGGGUACGACCCGACAGGCGUGCUGGAACUUGGGCGUCCCAUUGUUGCCCCCAUUUCCCUCUCAAGUACUUUUCAGCAACUCACUCCCGGUUCUUAUAAGUACGAUUAUUCAAGGGGAGGAAAUUUUUCCCGUGAAUGCUUGGAAAAAUGUAUUGCCCAGUUGGAACAAGGUGAUCAUUGUACCACCUUUAGUUCCGGGCUAGCUUGCCUCGCCGCCAUAGUCCAGCUUUUGUCUUCGGGGGAUCAUAUUGUUGGAUUUGACGACAUGUAUGGAGGCACCGGCCGCUACCUGCGCACUGUUGCUUCCAAGACUGGUGUCUCCUUUACCUUGGUGGAUAUGCGAGACGAAUCCUUAUUCAAAACUGCUUUGCAACCCAACACUCGGUUGGUUCUCAUCGAGACCCCAUCCAAUCCGUUGAUGCGCUUGGUGGACAUUCGAAGAAUCUCCGAUGCAGCCCACAAAUUUAACAAAGAUAUAUUGGUUGCUGUGGAUAACACAUUUAUGAGUCCGUACUUUCAGCGGCCUCUAGAACAUGGUGCUGAUAUUUCUUGGCACUCUUUGACCAAGUAUAUCAACG
This is a messenger RNA of Dicrocoelium dendriticum, 709 nucleotides long. The record is from the annotation of a GenBank genome assembly. NCBI's taxonomy places the organism in Eukaryota, Metazoa, Platyhelminthes, Trematoda, Plagiorchiida, Dicrocoeliidae.